Molecule: messenger RNA, 4526 nt
Organism: Phalacrocorax carbo (great cormorant)
Lineage: Eukaryota; Metazoa; Chordata; Aves; Suliformes; Phalacrocoracidae
Source: RefSeq, a predicted model, not a curated record
UUGAGCAAAAAGCCAGCAUGCAGAAUUGUGGGGUUUUAUAUAAUGGCUUUAGCAAAUAUCCUUUAGGACCCAGUGGAAAUGUUUGGUGAGGCAAACUUCAUGAGUAAUGGCCAAUCAUUAGGCAGUGGCGAGGGAAGAGCUUUGAGUGAGCAGCCCCUGAAAGCCUGUCAAAAACAUCACGUUGGGAAAGCGCCGUUUCUGCCACCGUUCGCCGACGAACGCGCGACGCUGGAAUUAGGGUUGAUUCAAUGUUUAAACGCGGGGGGACUUGUGCUACAGGAGGUUACUGGAGUGCAGAGCGCCCGGCUCCUGUUUCCAGCAAGAUGCCUUACUAUGCAAAACUUCUAUUAAUCUUUUGCUUAGUUCUUCUCGUGGAAAGCAGAAAGCACAGGAGGAGGAGGUGGACAAGCCAGCUGGAGGUGCAGAGGGCAAGUCACAUCUAUAAGAAGAAUCGUGACAUAACCAAAACGUGGAGGGGAAAGACGGAGCAGCUCCUCAGGGUUGAUGACCAUGACUUCACCAUGCGGCCAGCUUUUGGCGGCCCUGCAAUUCCUGUUGGAGUGGAUGUGCAAGUUGAAAGCUUGGACAGUAUUUCUGAGGUUGACAUGGAUUUCACUAUGACUCUCUACUUAAGGCACUACUGGAAGGAUGAGCGUCUCUCAUUUCCCAGCACCACCAACAAGAGCAUGACCUUCGAUGGCAGGCUGGUGAAGAAGAUCUGGGUUCCUGACGUCUUCUUUGUGCACUCCAAAAGGUCCUUCAUUCACGACACCACCACAGACAACAUCAUGCUGCGAGUGUUCCCUGACGGUCAUGUCCUCUACAGCAUGAGGAUCACAGUGACAGCAAUGUGUAACAUGGACUUCAGCCACUUCCCUCUGGACUCUCAGACGUGUUCUUUGGAGCUGGAGAGCUAUGCUUACACUGAUGAAGAUCUGAUGCUGUAUUGGAAAAAUGGGAAUGAAUCUCUGAAAACUGAUGAAAAGAUUUCUUUGUCUCAGUUUUUGAUACAAAAAUUCCACACUACAUCAAGACUGGCUUUCUACAGUAGUACAGGCUGGUAUAAUCGCCUCUACAUAAACUUCACUUUACGCCGACACAUCUUCUUCUUCUUGCUCCAAACCUACUUUCCUGCCACCCUUAUGGUCAUCUUGUCCUGGGUGUCCUUCUGGAUCGAUCGCCAAGCAGUUCCUGCCAGAGUCUCUUUGGGGAUAACCACCGUGCUGACCAUGUCUACGAUCAUCACUGGGGUGAACGCCUCCAUGCCUCGUGUUUCCUACAUAAAAGCAGUGGACAUUUACCUGUGGGUCAGUUUUGUGUUUGUCUUCCUCUCAGUGCUGGAAUAUGCAGCAGUGAAUUACCUGACUACGGUGCAGGAGCAGAAGGAGAGGAAACCGCGGGACAAGUUUCCAUGUACAUGUGGAAUACCUCAUUCGAAAACUAUGAUGCUGGAUGGAAACUACAGUGAAUCUGAUGCCAACAGCCUGGCAGGAUAUACAAGAAACCAGAUGGUUCCAGAGGAAGAAAAACAAGAAAAGAUUGUUGUGCAUUUAGCUAUGAGCAAUGAAUCUAGUUCAUCAAGGAAGAGAGGCCUGAAGGGCCAUGUGGGCUUGCGCAUCAUCCAGAACACUCACGCGAUUGAUAAAUACUCAAGAUUAAUAUUUCCAGGCACCUAUAUAUUUUUUAAUUUGAUAUAUUGGUCUGUCUUUAGCUAAGCAUGCUGGCACAGCAGUGACUGAAGCAGAAGACAUUUGCAAAACUCCCUUUUGUUGGUUCUUUUUCAGCCUAAUCUGGAUGCAAAACUAGAAAACUGGUUAUUUUAUUGCUUCUUUGGAGGGUAAAGGGGAGGACAUGUCCUCCAGUGGGCAACUUCAUGCACAGGCUUUAUGGAAGACCCUGCUGUGCUGAUUGCUUUCCAACCCACACCUCAGCUCCCAUUUGCUUUACAAUACACGUUGUUUCUCAUACUUGAAAAUAUGUGCUCACCAUUCACCCCAAAGGUGCUGCAUGUUCAUUUGGGGCCAGCCACGCUCAUGGUGCCUGCUGUGCAACGGACAACCAGGGGCAGUGCUCACAUGGUCUGUCAGGGAUUAGACAAAUGCAACUUGCAAGGGGAGGUCUGGACAGUGCAUCUCCUGUAAGGGAACUGAACGAGGCCUUUCCUUUUCAAAACCUCUGCUUUUGAGCAAAUCCUUUUAUUUUUCUUUGUCAUAUGAACAUCAUAUUUCUUUCCAUUGGUUUAUGAAGGAAACCUCCUUUUAGGGUCCAAAUUCUGCUUUCUCUGGAUAGGACCUCCAUCGAUACCAGUUGACUGGCCAGGAUCAACAGGGUUGGUUACAGAGUGCAGGUGGUAUGUUUGCGUUGGUAGUAAUUUUUUUCCAGAUUAGAAGUAAGGAGUGAUGAUGAAGCAGAGUAAAGAAGACCACAAACUCACAUAAUAUGGCUCCCAGUGUACAUGGGUAAGGAAAACAAGGAGGUUUAGGCGUGUGUUCUCCAUAUAGCUUGAGCACAGUACAUGAUAUGUGGCACCUGCCCUCUAAAAUGAGAGAGGAAGCUGAUGUGUAGCACAUACAGUCCAUACAUGGUGAAUGGACAGUGUGUCUGGGACCAUCACUUUCUCUCUCCAGGAGCAGAAAACAGUGUUGAGGGCAGCACUGGUGGCUUUCAAGGAUUUUCCUCAACCCUGUGAGGAACCUAUAUAUCCCAGUGUGCCUCUCCCAAUCAAUGCAUUGUCCUUCUGUUCAGGCAUUUUGGAUCAAAAGGGAGAAGCAUCUGCCAGAACCUCUCUCUGCAAAACCUAGGCAUGUCAGAGAUUAAAUGGCCAAGAAUAAUACUGUGGGAUUCAAUGAGACCCUGUCUGGCCUUGGGCUCCAAGGUCGAUAUAAGACCUUUGACGCUGCUGCAAAGCACCAUAACAAGCUUCUGUGCUUAGUAUUUCAUUUUUCAUCCUGUGAUAUCUCCCUUUCCUUUGCUAACAAUGCUGACUGAAAAACCCAAAUGUAGAAACAUGAUAGGAACAAGACAAUGAUAUCUGGGUUUGUGUGCUCCUUGUUUUUAGAAAACACUGUGACUUUUUGGCUGUGGUGGAGAUUAUGUUCACCAAAACAUUUGGUUGCCAAGCUGAAACUCAACGGGGUGGGCAGAACCUGAAGCAUGAAAAUUGGGACUGAGGUUAAAAGCUGACUCAAUGAUAAGAUUAAGGUAUACAUCUGACUGGGGUUGGGCCCUGAAGAUUCAGAUAAAACACAUAAAUAAAGAAAAAGCAAACAAAAAUACUAAUAAAACUGUAACUGUUGACGUGUGAAAUUUUCUGCUUACCAUAGCAGUAAUCCUUAUGUCCUAAAUCUCAAGUGAUGUAGAAGAUGGCAUGGCAGUGUCAACUCCAGGCUGUCAACAAUACCCAGGUUUUCUCUUGUGCCUCAAAUAUUGCUGCCUAAGUCACGCUGAUGGUUGCACUGACUUACUGGAAACAAAAUUGAUGAGAGGAACUAAAAUUAACUGUGUUCCCCUUUCAUCAGCCACGUUAAUAACUGACAUGAAUGGAGUUCUGCCUGGUCAUAAAAGUAAGAAAAUACAGCCCUGAAAUCAGCUGCAAGAGGAGGAGCCAUGGAAGGACAGUGUCUGGAAAGGAUUGCCCUGUAUCCCAGCCUGCCACUUCUCUCCUGAGCCACCAGGGCAUUUACUACACAAUGCUCAUGGAGCUGAAACCUGGAUACAUCUCACAUCGACAGGUGGAUAUAUACUACAAUGAAGACAUAAAAAAUAAUAAAGUAGUAGCCUGCUCACCUUUUGAGAGUUUAAAGCCUGGACAUAACAGUGUGCAUUCUUCAGCAUUAACAGUUUUGAGUGUAAAACAGGAACCAACGCUGCGGCUGGCAGCAGGACAGUGUAGCGAAGGGACCUUUGCUGGUGGAAGGAAGCAGAACUGCACCAUGAAGUCACCAGUGCAGGGAGUGAGAGACUCAGUGCCCCCUGUUUUGCCAGUCUUUUUGCGUUACCUGUGGCACGUGCCAUUUAACCUCCCAGUGCCUCGUCUCCUCCGUCUGGAAAGUGGGGACCAAUAACAUUUACCUACCUCAUGAGGUGCCGAGGGGCUUAACUUGCUUAACUAGCACGUGUGUGGGGCACGGUUAUGAUUUCCAAGCAGGUCAGUGGGAAUCCAAAGGUUACCAGUGAGUUCUGCAAAUGUGUCCUCUGAAUCAGUCUGGCUGGAAGAAAGCGGGUGUCAUCUCCCCCUCCUUACAAUGAUAUUAAGCCAGGUAACUCCCCUGCAUUAUAAUAGUAUUAAAGCAGAGAUAAAUGUAGCUCAACAGCCAAAAAGUGAGCACUGCCAAUGACUAAUACCUCCUGGCGUACAGAAAAAAAGAAAAAAAGUCUUAGUGCUUUAUUUUGCCAUUUGUUUUUAUUACAUCUCCUGUUCCCUUAGAAGUUAUGUGGCGACAAAGACAGUCCUUUAGAUCCUAUCAUCUCUGUACUAGUGCUGCCUGUAGUUUAAAUGCUAGCAAAUAAACAAAUUUUGGAGAGGC